This is a messenger RNA of Megalobrama amblycephala (Wuchang bream), 4919 nucleotides long. It is a transcript of the gene trpc6b, whose product is annotated as transient receptor potential cation channel, subfamily C, member 6b. The transcript is spliced from 12 exons. The coding region runs from base 402 to 2984 and encodes 860 amino acids. Gene Ontology annotation, molecular function: inositol 1,4,5 trisphosphate binding; store-operated calcium channel activity; protein binding. Gene Ontology annotation, biological process: regulation of cytosolic calcium ion concentration; calcium ion transmembrane transport; manganese ion transport. Gene Ontology annotation, cellular component: cation channel complex; membrane. The record is from RefSeq and is a predicted model, not a curated record. NCBI's taxonomy places the organism in Eukaryota, Metazoa, Chordata, Actinopteri, Cypriniformes, Xenocyprididae.
GCUGUAUGGAUUCUCCCCCUCCUGUACAGUUUGUGAUCAUUUUAAUAUUUCUUAAACUGUUUUAUUUUUUGCAGUUUUUUUCGCCUACAUUUUCUAAAAUCUUACAAUAAUUUACUUUAAAAAUCACCUAAUAAAACUGAAAAAGGUUUCUUUGAACAACUCGUAUAAUGAUGUAGCCGUGACAUCAUCACACACAUUCGAUUUGUUAAACACGCUCAAUGAGCUUCCCGGGAACGCGCGGGUAGUUUUACGGAUCAAACCCACACCAGAAUUCGCAUAUUUAAUGAAAAAUAGUUUGAGGAGAAUUUUGCUUAACUUUGCAGGAUCACAUCAAUCCCUAGUGUGAGCGGCUCUUUCGUGCGCACCAGUAAAGGUGAGAGAUUCAUGAAGACAGCAAACCGAUGUCCAGUGACCACACUUCUGUCAAACACACUUCUGUUCAUCAACGGAUGAACACCGACUUUGAAAAGUAUCCUUUGCCACGGUAUUGCAAGAGGUGGAGCAAUGAUGACAUUCAGAGGCACGCAUUGGCUAAGAGCCGGCGCAUGGCUACGCGAAGACCGGCCUACAUGUUUAACGCCCGUUACAGUAGUUUGUCCUCAACUGAAGAGCGUUUCCUAGAGGCGGCUGAGUAUGGAAAUAUCCCUGUCAUCCGUAGGAUGCUAGAAGAACUUCCUGAACUUAAUGUCAACUGUGUGGACUACAUGGGCCAGAGUGCAUUGCAGCUUGCGGUUGCCAAUGAGCACCUAGAAGUUACAGAACUCUUGCUGAAAAAAGAGAACCUGGCCAGGAUAGGUGAUGCUUUGCUUUUAGCCAUAAGUAAAGGAUACAUUCGUAUUGUGGAGGCCAUUUUGGGCCACCAGGCCUUUGCAGACACAACCAAACUUACUAGCAGCCCCCUCCAGGCAGAGACACAAGACGACUUCUUCGCCUAUGAUGAGGAUGGCACUCGGUUUUCCCAUGAUAUUACACCCAUUAUACUAGCUUCUCAUUGCCAUGAAUACGAGAUUGUGCACAUUCUGCUAAGGAAGGGUGCCCGCAUUGCGCGCCCACAUGACUACUUCUGCAAAUGUAACAGCUGUCUUUAUCACCAGAGGCAUGACUCUUUUAGCCAUUCGCGUUCCAGAAUCAAUGCCUACAAAGGGCUGGCUAGCCCCGCCUACCUGUCCCUGUCCAGUGAGGACCCAGUACUGACGGCUCUAGAGCUCAGCAAUGAACUGGCUGUACUGGCCAACAUAGAAAAAGAGUUUAAGAAUGAUUAUAAGAAGCUGUCUAUGCAAUGUAAGGAUUUUGUAGUUGGACUUCUGGAUCUUUGUCGGAAUACGGAGGAGGUGGAAGCCGUUUUAAAUGGAGACACAGAGACAGGUGGCCACUUUGACAAGAGCGACAGACCUAAUCUAGUUCGGUUAAAACUGGCCAUCAAAUAUGAGCUGAAAAAGUUUGUAGCCCAUCCAAACUGCCAACAGCAGCUUUUGUCCAUAUGGUAUGAGAAUCUGUCUGGGCUCAGGCAGCAGACCACAGCUGUCAAGUUACUUGUGGUUCUGGGGGUGGUGGUUGGACUUCCCAUCCUGGCCUUACUGUACUGGAUAGCACCCUCAAGCAAGUUGGGGAAGAUCAUACGUGGUCCUUUCCUAAAAUUUGUGGCACAUGCAGCUUCCUUCACAAUCUUUCUUGGCCUUCUCAUCAUGAACGCUGCUGACCGUUUUGAAGGGACAACUCUCUUACCAAAUAUGACCAUCCACGACCACCCCUCCCAAUUGUUCCGCAUGAAGACCACACCUUUUACCUGGAUGGAAAUGUUGAUCAUUUCCUGGGUCAUAGGAAUGAUUUGGGCUGAAUGCAAAGAAAUAUGGUCUCAGGGUCCUCGGGAAUAUCUGCUGGAGCCUUGGAAUUUGCUGGACUUUGGAAUGCUGACCCUUUUUGUUACUUCCUUCAUUGCCAGAUUUAUGGCAUUUUGGCAUGCAAAUGUUGCUCAGAGUUACGUCGACAAGCACUACACAGAUCUAUCAAACAUUACCUUGCCCCUUGAGAUAGAAUACUAUCGUCUUGCUCGUGUCCACUGGGUUCCUUCAGACCCUCAGCUGAUCUCCGAGGGCCUUUAUGCCAUCGCAGUGGUUCUGAGCUUCUCUCGGAUUGCGUACAUCCUGCCGGCCAAUGAAAGCUUUGGGCCCUUGCAGAUCUCUCUGGGCAGGACUGUGAAAGACAUAUUUAAAUUCAUGGUGAUCUUCAUAAUGGUGUUUGUGGCCUUCAUGAUUGGAAUGUUUAACCUCUACUCAUACUAUCGUGGAGCAAAGCAAAACGGUGCUUUCACAACUGUGGAGGAGAGCUUUAAAACUUUAUUCUGGGCUAUUUUUGGACUUUCUGAGGUCAAGUCUGUCGUCAUCAACAACGGGCACAAAUUCAUUGAAAAUAUUGGCUAUGUACUUUAUGGAGUCUACAACGUUACCAUGGUUAUCGUCUUACUCAACAUGCUCAUCGCCAUGAUCAACAACUCAUUCCAGGAAAUUGAGGAUGAUGCAGAUGUGGAGUGGAAGUUUGCCAGGGCUAAGCUGUGGUUCUCUUACUUUGAGGAAGGAGGGACGCUGCCUGUGCCAUUUAACCUCAUCCCCAGCCCCAAAUCAGUCAUCAGCCUGGCUAUAAAACUCAAAGAGCUCCUGCUAAUACCCCUUCACAGACACAAAGAGGACCUGAAAGAGGACACAGAGCUCAAUGUGUCGGGUAAACAAAAAGAGUCCAGUGAGAAGAAUUCGCCUCAUACAAGUCGCUACCAGAGGAUCAUGAAACGGCUAAUCAAACGAUAUGUUAUCAAAGCACAGACUGACAAAGAGGGAGAUGAAGUUAAUGAAGGGGAACUAAAGGAGAUAAAGCAGGACAUCUCAAGUUUACGCUAUGAGCUCCUGGAGGAGAAGUCCCGUCAGACAGAGGAGCUAGCAGAACUGGUCAGGAGACUGGGAGAGAGGCUCGCCAGUCAACAGAAACUGUAGUUUUUCUCAACAGGAACCCUCUUUUCACUUUUCUCAAAGGAUUCUUAUUAGAUAGUCAAUAGUGUAAUACAAAAUGAAUUCUAUGAUUUUCUAUUUAAAAUAUCAUGUAUUAAAGGUAGUACAAUAAAUACUAUGACAUAAAUACUUGAAAAAUAGUUUAAAUAAUAUAAUUUAAAAACAUAUCAGACCUGGGGUGCUAAAUUCAUGAAAAUAUCAUACUGUAAAAGUUUUAAUAGUACUAAAAACAGGCUUCAUUUUCUUAAAGCAGAAAUUUCCUUCUUUUUUUUCUUUUUUUUUUUUGAAUAUGACAAGUGCUGGGGAGGGGGGGGGGUGUUAAAAUAAAUAAACAUGAAACUAAAUAUUUUCCAAAUAUAUUUUGACAUUAUUAAUAUGAUUUUUUUUUUUUUUUUUUUUUUUUUACAGUACAAAUUGGUUCUUUAUACAAGAAACUAUUUAGAUGCUUCUUAAUAUUUAGGAUGGGUGUCCCUCUCAUGUUUUAUAUUUAGAGGUAUGUGGCAUCUAAAAAUUGAAAACCCGUCUUAAGAAAUACUAUGACCAACUAGCAGAUAGCCAAGUCUUACUUUUUAUUUUUUAAUUAGACAGAUUUUUAUGCAAAUGUCUUAAAUAAAAGUUUACAGAAAAAAAAAAAAAACUAAGGCUGUGUCCAAAAUCGCCCCAUACCCUUAUAUAGGACACAGCCAUUUGUAGUGGUGUCCGAAACCAUAGCGGAUGUUAUCAAGUGCACUAAUUCAAUCCCACAAUGCACUGCAGGAACAAGUGUACAACUGAUGAGAAUACCCAUAAUGCACUGUUAAAGUUGCAUGCCGAAUGAAUUCCCGCAACUUGCCAGAAGAUGGCGCCUGCAGCUAAAUCAUCCAUCCAUUUUUAAACCCUUGGUCCAAUGUGGGUACAGUGUAAUAUCAUAAAGGUAUAAAUUCAUUUUUAAUUGUUUAAUUAAGCUUUAUACAAGCAAGUUUCCAUUAAAGAUUUUAAGAUAAAUCUUUUAAUUACUACUGGAGGUGCCAGUUUGCUAAGUUUCAAAUGCUUAUUAAACAGCAAGAACAAACUAUGCAAAAGCGUCAGUCCUUCCGGCACACUCAUUGUCUGAAUUCACUCACUCGCUUUCAUUCUCUCCCUCAAGUGGACUAUAUUAGUGGAGUAAUGUAGGGAAUAGUGAAUGAGGGUAUAUGGGGGAGAUUUCAGACACAGCCUAAGUCAAUAGUCUAAACAGAUCAUGCAACUGGCCCUGGAACAUGUUUUUAACAGGGUUUGUAAAAAUUACUCUGUUAUAUUCUUCUUUCCUCUAAACCAUAGUUGCUUGUUUUAUAAGCAACAUUUCCUCUGGAGAGCACCAAUUCUGCGAGGGGAAAAAAAAAAAAAAAAAAAAAACUGAAAUUAAAUUAAAUAUUUUAUUAUAUUUCAGAACACAUUUUUUUGAAAGUCACGUUUUUGCUUCUGAAAACGCUAAUGCUGCUGUUUGCCAUUGUGUUGCCUUGCCGUGUCAUAUUCUAAAUAUGCAACGUUACACAUAUAAAACACAGUUACAGCAAGACUAAGAAAAAAGCUUCAAAGUCUUUUUUUUUUUUUUAUUCGUUACACUGUUUUCAGUGAAGCUGAGCAUUGUGGAGCCAAACUUAUGUCACAGAGCAGAACAGUCUGAGACCAAAUGUUUCUAAUUUUUGAUCACUGUAAACGUGUAGUUAAUGUUUUGCAUGGUGGUAUUGAUGUUAAUGAAUGUGGAAAUGUCAUAUUUUAGCAUGUCAUGAUUUUAUGUUUGAGAAUCAGGGUACACUACAAAUAUGUUGCAACCCCUUGAAACAUGCUUUAUUAACCCUAAUUAUUAAUUAUACAUUUUGUGAAGUCUGACAGUGUCAGUCAAUGGUAUAUUUAUAAUAAAAAAAUGGAAAUGUAAAAAUAAAUGUUUCUUUAACAAAA